AAGGAAGACUGAAAGGGAGAAAAACUGUCUGCUGGAGACCAAUAACACGCUCAAAAGAUCAGAAAUGGGAUGGAGCUGUUCGGCAAGUGCUGGUGUUUUGAUUGACAGCUGGAAGCAGGCCACAAGUGAAGUGUUUACAGAAAAGCGUUGAAAGAAAGAGUCAGGUGUCCUCACCAUCAUGAAGUUGAAUGAGAGGAGUGUGGCGCAUUAUGCCACAUGCAACUCUCCUCCAGACAAGACGGGCUUCCUCUUUAAGAAAGGGGAACGGAACACAGCGUACCACCGCCGCUGGUUUAUUCUGAAGGGCAACAUGCUGUUCUACUUCGAGGAGAGGGAAAGCCGAGAGCCGAUUGGCGUCAUCGUCCUUGAAGGCUGUACGGUGGAGCUCUGCGAGUCUGAAUCCGAAGAGUUUGCCUUCGCCAUUAAAUUCGACUGCGUCAAAGCGAAGGUCUACAAGAUGGCCGCAGAGAACCAGGCCGCUAUGGAAUCGUGGGUCAAAGCUCUGUCCCGGGCGAGCUUCAACUACAUGCGGCUGGUCGUGAAGGAGCUGGAGAGGCAGCUGGAGGAAGUGCAGGAAGAAGCCAGAUCGUCACUCGCGAAAAGCAAGCUGAAGAAGCACCAGCCGCAACUGCAAGGAGCAGCAAGUUUCCAACCCGCAACCUUUUCACUACAGAACGCCACCAUUACAGCGCCUUUGCAGGAAGGGGUGUCUAGCAGGGAAAACGGGGUGUCUUGGAGUAAACUCCCCAGUGUGCCAAACGGUGUCAGCGACCCACAAGUGGACUGUAGUGAGAGAGGAGAUCGAGUCAGACCACCUCCGGUUCCUCCACGAAGGAAGACCAUUGGCGGAUCACUCGAGAGCCCCGUUUCACCCGGCACAGGCUGCUUCUCCAAGCUACAUGACUGGUACGGCAAAGAGGUGGCUGAACUGAGAAUAGAAUGGCUGCAGAGCCAGUGAAUGAACGUGAAGGCUCGAAAUAUACAUCUGCACACAUCACAUGCUUAGUGCAAUCUCAUUUGAAGACAUAAAGGGUCGGAAACAGAGAGAGCAUUAGAAGGACAACUGCUUGUCCACUGUUACUGAUUGAUUUUUUUUCCUUAAACAGGACCAAGCCAUUCUUUAAAGGAACAUUCUGUCGUCAUUUGCUCACCCUCAUGUCAUUCCAAACCUCUCUGAGAAAUACAGAAAGGAAAUAAAAUGGGAAACGACUUUUUAAUUAUAUGUUACGAUAUGACAAAAUAAACAGCAGUUUUUUUUCCCCUACAUUUGUUUACUUAAGCAUUUUAAAGGAAAAUGAAAAUUUCCUGAAAAUGUACAUGGAUUUGGUACUUUAUAUAAACCGAUUUGGAGAAAUGUAGCAUUGCAUCACUUGCUCACCAAUGGAUGCUCUGCAGUGAAUGGGUGCCGUCAGAAUGAGAGUCCACACAUCUGAUAAAA
Carassius carassius (crucian carp) is the source of this 1438-nucleotide messenger RNA. Its product is annotated as sesquipedalian-1-like. The transcript is spliced from 3 exons. Gene Ontology annotation, biological process: endosome organization; receptor recycling; retrograde transport, endosome to Golgi. The record is from RefSeq and is a predicted model, not a curated record. Bases 179 to 958 code for a protein of 259 amino acids. Gene Ontology annotation, cellular component: recycling endosome; trans-Golgi network; early endosome. Lineage: Eukaryota; Metazoa; Chordata; Actinopteri; Cypriniformes; Cyprinidae.